CAAUAUGCACUACUUCUCUGCAAGCCUUGUGCUGGCUGCGCUCGCGGCCGAACUGAGCAAUGCCCAAUGUAUCAACAAUGUCGCCGCCUACAAUCCCAACAUUCGCACCAUGACUGCGAACCAGACGUGGUUUGUCGUCCCAGCACCAAAUGCAGCGGUUCAGAAGGCAGUCGAUGAGUCCAAUCCGACGGCCGGGUUGAAAUUACUUCCUGUGCCUAAUGAUCAGUCUCUGUUCCCUCAAGGCUUUCCCGCUGGCAUGCAUCCAGUCCUCGUAAGCAAUGGGCGAAAUGACGAUAUUCGGAUGUCCGCUCUCCAGAUCGAUGGUGCACUCAUGACUGCCGACAUUUACGUGCCUUAUGUCUCAAAAGGUGGCAGCCAGACACCACUCUCCGCUGCCCUACCAAAUUACAUUGCGGGGGAAAACGGCCCUCUUCCCAACGGCCUUGUACCUGCUGUUGCGUCGAAUCUGCUCUUCGCAGGCAACCCCUUGAGGCUUGGACAAUUCAUUCCAGAAAGCUCGCCAUACCAGUCCGACGCAGGAGGAACAUUGUCCGCAGCCGCCUCAUGGGCAAUUGUGCCUAACCCGGUGUCCGGUCCUGGAGUUUACCCCGAAGCCGCCGACUUCCUUUUCAAGACCACUUCGAGUCCAAAGUAUACAGCAAAGGGUUUCAAGACGAUGAUCAACUUGCCAAUCGUCCUUCCCAGUGGACUGUGCCAAAGGAACACUUAUUAUUUCAACAACGCUACUGCUUUGCCAGUGUUUAGGAAUGGACAGGUUACCUUGGGUCCUGGAGCUUCUGGAACGAGUCCCACAUCAGGCGUAUUGCAGCAGGCAAGCCCUGAUGGAAGUGGUGUGUAUGAAAAUGUCGAUGGAUAUGGAGCUUGUGCUCAGAAUGUUGGCAAUAAUCCGCAAGACUGCGAGACUGCUGCCAAGACUGUUGAUCCGGCAUCUUUGCAAUAAGCCUCUGAAUGGUGGCGUACAGAGAGACGCCCCAACAACACGUUCGAUGUGGCAUGUGUGCAUGCAGAUAUAUAGUAUCGUGAUGAACUUGCACGAGAGCCGUUUUAUCUUG
Molecule: messenger RNA, 1073 nt
Organism: Pseudocercospora fijiensis CIRAD86
Lineage: Eukaryota; Fungi; Ascomycota; Dothideomycetes; Mycosphaerellales; Mycosphaerellaceae
Exons: 2
Coding region: 5-961 (318 amino acids)
Source: RefSeq, a predicted model, not a curated record